This is a messenger RNA of Phanerochaete carnosa HHB-10118-sp, 1600 nucleotides long. RefSeq lists its product as uncharacterized. The record is from RefSeq and is a predicted model, not a curated record. NCBI's taxonomy places the organism in Eukaryota, Fungi, Basidiomycota, Agaricomycetes, Polyporales, Phanerochaetaceae. The transcript is spliced from 6 exons. The coding region runs from base 262 to 1452 and encodes 396 amino acids. Gene Ontology annotation, molecular function: FAD binding; monooxygenase activity.
CUAGAUUGUACUGUACGUUUGCAUACCGACAGCGGCGCGUACUAGUGCAUCAGCAACAGUGUGAUCUCUAUCACGAGAUAUAUCUAUACCGGUGUAAGCGGAUAAGCGGCAUCCGCUUACGUCGUUCACAGAUGUCCUCUUCGCUCCCGCAUCUUGAAGGAAGAUUUGACCCAAUCGAUAUAUAAGACGCGUCUCUUCCGUUCUAGGACUGCACCCAGUCACUUCUUGCGUCUUAUCACCUACGGUCCAUAUACAAGCACAAUGGCCCCGGCUAGAGUCGGCAUCAUCGGCGGCGGAAUCGCAGGCCCUGUUGUUGCUGCUCUGCUGAAGCUUAAAGGCUAUGAGCCCGCCAUCUUCGAGCGCCUUGAUACCAUCUCUGAAGGUGGAAUCGGUAUAGGCGUACAACGCAAUGGUCUCGCAGUUCUCCACCGCAUCCCUGGUCUCGCCGAGUCUCUUGGGGGCAAGGCACUCGACUAUUUUCACUUCUACAGCGUCCUCCCCGAGGACAAGGGCGUUCUUGCCGAGCUCGACAGCCCGAAGCGCAGUAGAGAAGCUGCCGGCUACGGUACAAUCGGCCUCCGUCGCAGCGAGCUCCAGCGCGGGCUCGUCCGGGGCGCAGAGAGCACUGGCGUCGAAAUCAAGUGGAACCAUCAUCUCGAUAGCCUAGAGCAGACCGAGGAUGGUGUUCUGCUCAAGUUCACAAACGGCGCAGAGGAGACCGUGAGCUUCGUCGUCGGAUGCGACGGCCUGCACAGCGACACGCGGAGAUCCCUGUUUGGCGAGCAGCCGGCGGACUUCACUGGCUUGUCUCAAACUGGUGGAUAUGCUCCGAUGCCGGAAAGUUUCCGGGGCAAGUCUAUGGCAAUAAACGUGUAUGGCGAUGGGGCGCACUUGAUUGCCAUCCCUAUUGACGAUGAAUCAAUGGGCUGGGCAAUUACUGAACGCGAGCCGGAAGCAAAGGAGACGUGGCGUGCCAUGGACGCCGCUGCGGCUGAAGAGUUCAAGAAGAACUCGCCAGUCGCCCAGUGGGACUAUGGUGCGGGAGAAAUAGUCAGGAAUGCUACAACCGUCACGAAGUAUGGCCUAUACGACCGCCCCGAGCUCCAGACAUGGCACCAAGGACGAGUAGUCCUCAUCGGCGAUGCCGCCCAUCCGACGAGUCCUCACCUCGGCCAGGGCGCGAACCAGUCCAUGGAAGACGCUGGAAUGCUCGUCGAUCUGCUCGAGAAGCACAGUCCCGGUGGCGAGCCGCCGCUGACGUCUGUGCUCGAUACGGUCUUCACGGAGCUCGAGGCGGCGCGCAUCCCUCGCACGUCCCAGCUGGUCAAGCGGGCGCGAGAGCAGGGCGAGACGCGCGUCGUGCACGGCGUGCAGGCGUGCAUCGACCGCAACAAUUGGUACCGCAAGCUGCUUUCUGAUGAAACUUUGCUCAGGCAGAGAUUUGGAGCGUGAGGCGACUGCCAUGCUCGCUGACUCGGAUGUUGUGGAAACAUCCCCUUGUGCACAAGCUCUUGAUCACAAAUACAAUUGUAUGAGAUAGUGCUGUAACAUGAAGAUGAACAUGAAGCCCAAAGCAGACGAUAACGCAUCGAAGUUUGCC